UGUUCUAUUCCAACAACUUCUCGACCGACCGAACGACCGAUUGACUGCGCAAUCCUUCCGCGCCUUCUGUCUUUACUUUUCGGUCGCACGCUCUCCGUUUUUUCUGACAACCUUUCCACCUUCUCCUCACCCUCAUCACAUCCACCACAGCGACCAUGUCUCGAGCGAACCCCCCUAACGCUGCGGGGUCCCGCAAGAUCUCCUUCAAUGUGAGCGAGCAAUAUGAUAUCCAGGAUGUGGUCGGCGAAGGCGCUUAUGGUGUCGUCUGUUCCGCCAUUCACAAGCCCUCGGGCCAAAAGGUCGCCAUCAAGAAGAUCACUCCUUUCGAUCACUCCAUGUUCUGUCUAAGAACUCUGCGAGAGAUGAAGCUGCUGCGAUACUUCAACCACGAGAACAUCAUUUCUAUUCUCGACAUUCAGAAGCCCCGAAGUUACGAGUCAUUUCAGGAAGUCUAUCUGAUCCAGGAGCUGAUGGAGACGGAUAUGCACCGUGUCAUCCGCACACAGGAUCUUUCCGACGACCACUGCCAGUACUUCAUCUACCAGACCCUCCGAGCCCUCAAGGCGAUGCACUCGGCCAACGUGCUGCACCGAGACUUGAAGCCCUCCAACCUCCUCCUCAACGCCAACUGUGAUCUCAAGGUCUGCGAUUUCGGUCUUGCGCGAUCCGCUGCCUCUCAGGAGGAUAACUCUGGUUUCAUGACCGAAUAUGUCGCGACUCGAUGGUACCGUGCGCCUGAGAUCAUGUUGACUUUCAAGGAGUACACCAAGGCCAUCGAUGUGUGGUCGGUCGGCUGUAUCCUCGCUGAGAUGCUCAGCGGCAAGCCUCUUUUCCCCGGAAAGGAUUACCACCACCAGUUGACUCUUAUUCUGGAUGUGUUGGGCACACCCACCAUGGAGGAUUACUACGGAAUCAAGUCGCGCCGUGCUCGAGAAUACAUCCGAUCGCUCCCCUUCAAGAAGAAGGUUCCCUUCCGAACUCUAUUCCCCAAGACAUCGGAUCUGGCCCUCGACCUGCUCGAGAAGCUCCUCGCAUUCAACCCUGUUAAGCGCAUUACUGUGGAGGAAGCUCUGAAGCACCCAUACCUUGAGCCUUACCACGACCCCGAGGACGAGCCAACAGCGCCCCCAAUCCCCGAGGAGUUCUUCGACUUUGACAAGCACAAAGACAACCUGAGCAAGGAGCAGCUGAAGCAGUUGAUCUACCAGGAGAUCAUGAGGUAAACGUGGAGCCUCUGUAAAAAGACGACCUGCGAAUUUGGGGAUAUCAGAUAGACCACAACACAAACCUAUGGACACGCAAGCGAGCAAGCGCAUACAGAAUCACCAGUCGAGUUUAUUCUGCAUAUCAUGUAUCUGGCAUGAGUCUUUUGGGUCAAUCUUGCUGAUCGAGGUGGUUGAAUGUAAGGAAACAGGAUCGAGAUAUGAAAUGGCGAGAAACUGAGAUCCAGACGGGUGAUAAAGAUGAUUUUAUGAAUUGCACAUCGCAACCAUUUCUUAUUAGUUGUUAUAUCCCAAAAGAAAUAUUCAUAAUA
Fusarium graminearum PH-1 is the source of this 1534-nucleotide messenger RNA. RefSeq names its product mitogen-activated protein kinase. The record is from RefSeq and is a predicted model, not a curated record. Bases 156 to 1223 code for a protein of 355 amino acids. Gene Ontology annotation, cellular component: cytoplasm; nucleus. The transcript is spliced from 4 exons. Lineage: Eukaryota; Fungi; Ascomycota; Sordariomycetes; Hypocreales; Nectriaceae. Gene Ontology annotation, biological process: intracellular signal transduction; protein phosphorylation. Gene Ontology annotation, molecular function: MAP kinase activity; ATP binding.